Molecule: messenger RNA, 9700 nt
Organism: Lutra lutra (Eurasian river otter)
Lineage: Eukaryota; Metazoa; Chordata; Mammalia; Carnivora; Mustelidae
Gene: SSH2
Product: slingshot protein phosphatase 2
Exons: 16
Coding region: 611-4618 (1335 amino acids)
Biological process (GO): protein dephosphorylation; negative regulation of actin filament polymerization; actin cytoskeleton organization
Cellular component (GO): cytoplasm
Molecular function (GO): actin binding; protein tyrosine/serine/threonine phosphatase activity
Source: RefSeq, a predicted model, not a curated record
CCGCUGCUGCCGAACCGCCCGCCUGCCCGCCCGCCGCCCGUUCCUCGCGUCAGUAGGCGAGAGUCCGGUGUUGGGUGCGGAGCCUGCGGUCGUUCCCGCGGCCUCCUCCUCCUCCCCGUUCCCCUCACCCCCAUCCCAUACCCCUUUCCCCAUCCCGGCUCCGUCACCCUCCCGCCCCCCACACUCAGGACAAGAAUGCCCUGCCCGGAACAACCUAGCAGCGCCUAGAUGGCUUUGGUCACGGUCCAGCGGUCGCCUACCCCCAGCACCACCUCCAGCCCCUGCGCCUCGGAAAAAGAAAAUACUUGUGAUACUAGCAUUGAUCAAGAGUGGAAGAAAACUACUUCCAAUUAAUGACAGAAAGUCAACCUACUACUGCCCUUGCAUCUUUAAUGACAGACAUUUUGCAAGAGCUCAAAACAGAAGAAGUGUUCAGGAGGCAGACAGUGGGGAGGAGGAAUGCCGGUCACAGCCCCGGAGCAUCAGCGAGAGCUUUCUAACUGUCAAAGGUGCUGCCCUUUUUCUACCACGAGGAAAUGGCUCAUCCACACCAAGAAUUAGCCACAGACGCAACAAGCAUGCAGGUGAUCUCCAACAGCAUCUCCAAGCAAUGUUCAUAUUACUCCGCCCAGAAGAUAACAUCAGGCUGGCUGUAAGACUAGAAAGUACUUACCAGAACAGAACACGCUAUAUGGUAGUGGUUUCAACCAAUGGUAGACAAGACACUGAAGAAAGCAUCGUCCUGGGAAUGGAUUUCUCCUCUAAUGACAGUAGCACUUGUACCAUGGGCUUAGUCCUGCCCCUCUGGAGUGAUACCCUAAUUCAUUUGGAUGGUGAUGGUGGGUUCAGUGUAUCAACGGAUAACAGAGUGCACAUAUUCAAACCUGUAUCUGUACAGGCAAUGUGGUCUGCACUACAGAGUUUACACAAGGCUUGUGAAGUGGCCAGAAUGCAUAACUACUACCCAGGCAGCCUGUUUCUCACCUGGGUGAGUUAUUACGAGAGCCACAUCAACUCAGAUCAGUCAUCAGUCAAUGAAUGGAAUGCUAUGCAGGAUGUGCAGUCCCACCGGCCUGACUCUCCAGCUCUCUUCACAGACAUACCAACUGAACGUGAGCGAACAGAGAGAUUAAUUAAAACCAAAUUAAGGGAGAUAAUGAUGCAGAAGGAUUUGGAGAAUAUCACAUCCAAAGAGAUACGAACUGAGUUGGAAAUGCAAAUGGUGUGCAACUUACGAGAAUUCAAGGAAUUUAUAGAUAAUGAAAUGAUAGUGAUCCUUGGUCAAAUGGAUAGCCCUACCCAGAUAUUUGAGCACGUUUUCUUGGGCUCAGAAUGGAAUGCCUCUAAUCUAGAGGAUUUACAGAACCGAGGGGUGCGGUAUAUCUUGAAUGUCACUCGAGAGAUAGAUAACUUCUUCCCAGGAGUCUUUGAGUAUCAUAACAUCCGAGUAUAUGAUGAAGAAGCAACAGAUCUCCUGGCUUACUGGAAUGAUACCUACAAAUUCAUCUCUAAAGCAAAGAAACAUGGAUCUAAAUGCCUUGUGCACUGCAAAAUGGGGGUGAGUCGCUCAGCCUCCACUGUGAUUGCCUAUGCAAUGAAGGAAUAUGGCUGGAAUCUGGACCGGGCCUAUGACUACGUGAAGGAAAGGCGGACAGUGACCAAGCCCAACCCCAGCUUCAUGAGACAACUGGAAGAGUACCAGGGGAUCUUGCUGGCAAGCAAACAGCGGCAUAACAAGCUCUGGAGAUCUCAUUCAGAUAGCGACCUCUCAGACCACCAUGAACCCAUCUGCAAACCAGGGCUAGAACUCAACAAGAAGGAGAUCACCACCUCAGCAGACCAGAUUGCCGAGGUGAAGACCAUGGAGAAUCACCCACCCAUACCUCCCGUCUUUGUGGAACACGUCGUCCCACAAGAUGAAAAUCAGAAGGGCCUAUGUACCAAAGAAAGAAUGAUCUGCUUGGAGUUUACUUCUAGGGAAUUUCAUGCUGGACAGAUUGAAGAUGAAUUAAACCUAAAUGACAUCAAUGGAUGCUCAUCAGGGUGUUGUCUCAAUGAAUCAAAAUUCCCUCUUGACAACUGCCAUGCAUCCAAAGCCUUAAUCCAACCUGGACAGGCCCCAGAAAUUGCCAACAAGUUCCCAGACUUAACAGUAGAAGAUCUGGAGACAGAUGCCCUGAAAGCAGAUGUGAACGUGCACUUACUGCCUCUGGAAGAAUUAACAUCUCGCCUGAAGGACCUUCCCAUGUCCCCUGAUCCUGAAUCACCGAGCCCCCAACCCAGUUGCCAGGCUGAAGUCUCAGAUUUCAGUACGGAUCGCAUUGAUUUUUUUAGCGCCCUGGAAAAGUUUGUAGAGCUUUCCCAAGAAACCCGGUCCCGAUCUUUUUCCCACUCAAGGAUGGAAGAACUGGGUGGAGGAAGGAGUGAGAGCUGUCGACUGUCAGUGAUGGAAGUAGCCCCUUCCGAAGGGACAGCUGAUGACCAGAGAAGCAGCUCUUUGAGUAAUACUCCCCAUGCAUCUGAAGAAUCUUCAAUAGAUGAGGAACAGUCAAAGGCAAUCUCAGAACUGGUCAGCCCAGACAUCUUCAUGCAAUCUCACUCAGAAAAUGCAAUUUCAGUCAAAGAAAUCGUUACUGAGAUUGAAUCCAUCAGUCAAGGAGUCGGACAGAUUCAACUGAAAGGAGACAUCCUGUCUAACCCAUGCCAUACGCCAAAGAAGCAUACCAUCCAUGAGCUGCCCCUUGAGAGAGCCCAGGCCCUGGAGAACAAACCUGGAAAUCUGGAGCAUAGUGAGGGUUCCUACACAGCCCAGCCUGAACUAGCCAAAGACUCAGGGAAGUGGGACCUAGAAGGCUGCCUAACCACACACUCAUCCACUGCAGAGCUGGAAGACGAGGAACCAGCUGAGGAGGAACAAGAACUUUGGGGCCCUGGAAUGCACCCAGGUGCCAAGUGGUACCCUGGGUCCGUGAGGCGAGCCACCUUGGAGUUUGAAGAGCGCUUGCGACAGGAGCAAGAGCACCAUGGUGCCGCGCCUGGUUGUGCCUCAUUGUCCAUUCGCAAGAAUUCCAAGAAUGAUUUCUCUGUGGCAGACCUAGCACCAAAAGGGAAGAGUGAUGAAGCUAGCCUUGAACUUUGUUUUGUCCCCAAGGAACCAGAGAUUAACAAGGGCAAAGGGAAGUGCAGUGGGUCCGAAGCUGGCUCACUACCCCAGUCUGAGCAAGUAGCCUUUGGUCCAGCACCUGAGCUGCUGCAGUUUCAAGAGCGCCCAGGGUCAGACACUAGAACAAAGCAGGAAGGAGUCCUGAAGGAGCAGAGGACUGUGGUUUCGUGCCAGGGAUCUGAGACACAGGCAGCCCCUCUCUCCCUUCCCAAGAAGGUGGAAAUCAUUGAGUAUCCCCAUGCGGUUCCAUCCCCCAAUCAUCCUGGGCCAGGGGGUGAAAGAGCCACCAGCAUAAAGAGUGGGGAGCAGGGACUGAGGAAAGCAAAAGUAGAGGACUCCGUCCCUAUCCUCUGUGCACUGGAUGAAAAUCUGAACAGGACUCUGGGCCCCACCCAGGCUCCUCUGCACCCCAACGUGCUACCUCUGCCUCAUUCUUCCCCUCCUGAGCACGACAGUCCCACUGACCUGACCUCCACCCUGAGCAGCCCUGAAGCCUGGGACGACAGCCUGUCGACAGCCCCGGAAACAGGAGCACCUUUUGUCGGUCGCACAACCCAUGUACCAUCUGCCAACUUGGAUCACGCACAUCCCCAGACUAUAGUUCAUCUGGAAGGCUUCACAGAGCAAAGCAGUACCACAGACAACGAGCCCUCUUCAGAGCAGGGUAGCUGGGAAGAAAGUCAGGAGGGCCCCUUUUCCAGUGGCAAUGAAGUGCCAUACAAGGACUCCCAGUUAACUAGAGAAGACCUAAGCCAACUCGGUAACAAUAUUGAGGAGUUACAAGAAAAACCAGACCCACUUCCUGUAGCCUGUCAACUCCCACACAGCUCUAGUGGUGACAGCAUAAAGGGUCUCAGCCAUAGCCCCGGUGUGGUGAAGGAGCGCACUAAAGAAAUCGAGUCCCGAGCGAUUUGCCAGGGAGGGCUCACCAAACCAUCCCAAAUGAGGCAUUCAGCUUCCCUCGCCAAGUUAGGUUACUUGGACCUCUGUAAAGACUGUUUAUCGGAGAGAGAGCCUCUCUCCUCUGAUCCCCCUCAUCUCAAGCUGCUUCAGCCCUUCAACAGAACGGACACAGGCAUGCACGCCAUGGAGGCCCAGGAGCCCUCAGAAAACCCAGAUGCCCCCCAGAACCUAGAACCCACCAAGUAUUUUAUAGAACAGCUCAAAACAACGGAGUGUAUCGCGCAGAGCAAGCCAGUGGAGAAGCCCAUCGUACAGUAUGCCAAAGAAUUUGGUUACAGUCAGCAGUGUUUGCUCCCCAGGGCAGGACCCAAAUUGACUAGUUCUGAAGGAGGCCUUCCUUUGCCACAACCCCAGGGACUGCAGCGCGCAGGCCCAGCUCCAGCGCUGGCUGUGGCGCCCCGUCAGCAGCACGGCCGAACUCACCCCCUUAGGAGACUUAAAAAAGCAAAUGAUAAGAAACGGACAACCAACCCCUUCUAUAAUACCAUGUGAUUCUGAGCCUACACGUGUGACUUUCUGAAAGAAAUGUUUGUAAAAGGGGCAGGUGUAAUAUGUAAGGAACAUGCACUUUAUGGGUUAAUUUUAUAAUAUUUUGGUCAUUUUACUGUUCCUGGCGCAUGCAGGGUUUGGGUUGGUUUUUUUCCCCCCUCUGUGUACGUGUGCGUGAAAGAGGAAAAGAGAUUGAUUCAGACAGCAAGACCAUUUUAGCAUUUUUUUAUUUUUAGAAAACUCAAACCUCAAAAAAUACUCAUUUUCAAAGAGCACCUUUAUCAAAGGCAAAUUGCUGUUUUUCAGUCAGCUCCCACCUGCUCCUCAUUUGCCCUCCGAGAAAAAGCAUGCUUGCUUACUUGCUUGAGGAAGGAAGUAGCUGGAGAGGGUGGGGAUGAAGCUGGAAAUCGGAAAUGCUCCCCUGGGCCUGUGUGAUGAUGGUUUGGGCUUCAGACCUGAUGCAUGGGACUGAGCUGAAGGGCCGCUGCAAGUCCACGGGCUCUCAGCCUUGGGCCCACUGAGAGUUCCCAAGGCGGGCAGGUUCUGCUUUGCCCUCAAAGGGGCGGGGGGGGUCUUCCAGAAGCCACUUCUUCUGGAUUCCUGAGUCCAUCAUUACCGAAAGGCAGGAUAAUGGCUGGCUUUGUAAACUUAACAAGCAAAUAGGUCCCCCCCACCCAGCACAUGAUUUUUAAAUUAAAAGUGAACCCCAAAUGAAAUCUGAGAGAUCUGUGUCGAGGAAAGCAUAUGAGGAGGAGGAGGCAAAGUCUGCAGAGGCUGCUGCCCGGUGUCUUCCGGGUCAGUAUCUUCCUGCACAUGGGCGGUCACCCUGGCCCUCCCUGUCAGGAAAUGUGCUCUGCAGCAUCCUUUCAACUAAAACAGAACGGGGACAAGUUUGAAAAACAGCAAUUGAAAGUCAGUGUGUUCUUGUAAAAUGAAUACGUACGUAGGGUUUUAACACUUCCAUUACUUGAAUAAUUCUGUGGGCCUUCUGUGUUUAAUGGCCAUAUAUUUUUCCAAUUUACUUUUCUCCCUCAUGCUGUUUCUCCCAGUGCUGCCCUUUUUUAAAAAUUUCAUAGAUGAUAUCUGAAUUGUUACAUUACCUAUGUAUAACCUCCAUUGAACGCGAAGUUUUCUUACCGAUGUUAUCACUGUUAACACUUGACAUGGGUUGUUUUGUUUUUUGUUUUUUCCUGGAAGAUUUGUCAUUUCUCUAGUUUAUACACAGUAUUUAUGUACAUAAUGUCACUUUCUUACAGUGUUUUGUUGUUGAUGUCGUAGGAUCUUUUUUAUUUAAUCUUUUUAAGAAGGAUAAAGCUGCAACUGGAGAAAACAGACACCACAGAAAUAAAACUGAUGGGUGUUGGUAGGAAUCUGCAGAGUAUAUCGAUGGUGGUUUUAAUUGUUAAGAUGGAGACUUCUGAUCGCCAGCUCCUGCCAAAUUAUGUGUUAGUAACUUCCUCCUCAGAGAAACCCCUAAAGGCUCCCAUUAGAUCACAGUUUGACUGAAAGCUGAUUUCUCUUUGAGACUGAAAUCCCAGAGCGGGUUGUUUGCCAGGAGCUGAACCACAGCCAGGGAGUGUAUGUGAGUGAUACCGCUGCCCAGGGCGGAAGCUUCCGAUGGAUUGGGCUGAAGGUUCAUGGGCAGGCAGGCCCCCCACCAAGGGCAGGCACCCACUAUUGACUCCAUUUAGGAUGCUUUUGCUUCGUUGCUAUUGUGCAGCUCCUUAACACAGGAGCACUUGCCAUAAACAAGCCUAUUUGGGCUUCUUACAGAAAGCAUUUAGCCUGGAAUGAAAUACCUUCUGCAGCUCAUCAAAACUGAAGAGGUUUGCAAAUUUGCUUCCUGUUUGCUUUGGUUGAUGUCCACGUGGCUGAGAGGUUGACCAAGUACAGACUUGGGCUUUGGUUUUUGGCUCAUCACAGCACUGAGAGGAAAGACAGAUACCCAGACUGUCAAGGCGAUUGUCAGAGGCCAGAGUUUGGUGGGGGGCAGAUAGUGGGGUGACCUCCAGGGGAGAGAAAAGGUGGCCCGAGGCCAUUCAUAGGUGCUCCAGGGGAGCCGUGAAUCUGGGUGCUGUGUGGAAGUUGGUCAGGUCUCACUUCGCUGCCAGGUGGUGGAUUGGACAGAAACCUCCUGCUCUAAGUGUCUUUAUGAUGUAGUAAUUAUACGUACCUGUGCUGUCUUUAAAUAGUUUCCUUGAAUGUUCGAAUGUAUCCUCCACACACACGGCUUUGUGGUUCCUGGAUGUUUAAUGUGUUGUCAAGUGUUUUUGUUAGUUGGUGUGUACAGUGCGAGGAGGCUUGCAAGACAGAGUUAUGAAUUUCCAGGGCUCAUCCUGCUAAACAGCCCUGCCUUGUUGAGCCAGUUCCACCACCACCAAUACAAGAGGGAAAGGACAGGAAAUUGUGGCAGGGGCAGGGAGAGAACGAUUUGCACUGAGGUGAAGAGAGCGGUGUCCCCUCAUUAACCCUUUGAAAUGGUGACAUCCCUCACAUAGAGAAUUAUAAGCAGGAUGGACAGUAUUACACUGUUCUCUCUCCUCCCCUGCAGCGGUGGUUCAUGCUCACCAUCCCUGCAUUAAGUAACAGCAGCUGUGGGGAGAUCUUCUAAUGCUGUGAAGAAAACUUUUUUUAAAGGAAAAGGAAAUAGUCUUGCUCUCGCUUCCUUCUUUUAAGUAACAUUCUUGGUUCUCAUUUAAUUUACCUGCCUCAAGAAACAUCCUCCAUUCAGGGUCUGUAAUUCACCCAUGCUGUGGGGUUCCUGCCAGCCUCUCAAACCCCCGACAACUGAGGGUUCUUGUGUUAUUUGCAUAGCUGAGCAAUGUCCAGGGGAAGUACAUGAUGAGCCAUCAAGGACUUCUCAGACUUUCUUGUCCUCAGACUUUUUGAUAAUCUCAGGUGGCCUAUUUCCCUUUUCUGUUCAUGGAAAGCUCAGACCCAGAACUGCAGGUCCGGUGGUUUGACAGAGAUGAGUAGGAAAAGUCUUGACCUCUUGCUCAGUGCCUCUCUUUAUUUUGAAAACCACCGUAGUCUGACUCUCAGUUACCCUGGAGGAGAGAGAGAGAGAGAGAGAGAGAGAGAGAGAGAGAGAGAGAGAGUGUGUGUGUGUGUGUGUGUGUGUGUGUGUGUGCAUACACAGAUACACGCACACCUGUGCAAAAAUACUUUAAAAAGUAAUGUUUUGGUGCAUGGGGUAGAAGCCCCAGGAGCAUGCAACUUUUGAGCUGUAAUCUGGAGGGUUACCUGGUGAGUAGGAAGGAGAGAGACUUCAACCCUUUCUUGAUUUUAGAAACACUUAGGAGUAGUAUAUACUAUAGUAGACCUAUAGUACUGUAUUAUAGUAAUAAUCAUCUCUCCUCAUUUUGGUUGCCCUUCAGAGUCUUAAUGUUUGGGAUCAUUCUUAGCACCCUAGCUUCUUCAAGCUCUUGAGGUAGCAUUUUCCUGGUUCUGUACCUGUAUCCCAACCCUAUCUCAUCUGGGGAACUACAAAGAGCUCCAAGGACAGCCUUGAGAAUGAAAGCCCAGGCUCUGAGGUCCCCUCUUGCUCAAGGGCCCCAGACAGAGACUUUUGGAUAGACCUGAAGUUUCUCAGACAUAGCCACUCACAAAAAUCUUCAUCUGUUCCAUCUGAGGAUUUCAGUUUUAAAGUGAUCUAGGCAUGUUUGGUAGAGAAGUUUCUAUGGGAGUUUUCUUUUUUUCUUUUACGAAAGCAUUAUGCAAAGAGGGCCAGUUUUUAAGGGCAUUUUAAAAUUUUUAAAUAAAGCCAUUCUUUGGCUCUUUUUGACAACUAUUUGUGGAUACUUUGUUUACAUUGUGAUAAUUAAAACACGCAUCCUCUUGACAGCCGCUCCUCCCUUCCUCCAGGCACACGGCCCUGGCUGUCCUGUGAGUCCUCUCACAGAGCGAGGCCGAGGCCUCCGUGGUCAGCCCUGACUCACAGGGGACUGGGGGGAUGACCCGGAGCUGACUUCCAUCUGUGUCCUGCACUCCCUUUCAACACUCUGUGUGGAAUUAGCCCUUUCCUCAGUCAGUGAUGGUGUGUCUUACAGUGAUGGUUGUAACGGUGAAUGGCUAGUGUCCUUUUUGUCUCAGUUUGUUUUGCUUUUUGAUGGUAGAUGAAAUUUUAGCUCUUUCAGCACCAGUCCAACUUGAAGGUAUCUUGGACUUUGUUUUCCCUCCCAGACUUAAAAGAUCAAGGCAUGUAUUAGGCAUAAAUAUAUUUGCUGCCUCAACUCAUCUGACACCCAGAUUAGGAAACAGCCUGUCACCAAAGCAGGAAGCUGCACACUCCUAACCCCUGUCCCAGGCCUCUGGGGUCCCUCGAUGCCAUGCAGAGCUAAUGCAAGGUGCUUGUGUACUUUCCCAGCCUGGAAGUGAAGGGUGACUGGCCCUGGCUCCUGCUAUGAAAGAAAACCAGCAUCAUUUUCUCAGUGCCCCAGAGACCUAAGACAGGAUUUCUAAACUGGAAUCAUCCCUCACUGGCUUGAAGAUGCCUCAGGGGGUAUAUGACUAGUGCUGCCCUCUGGGUCCUCACAGACACUGGUGGCUUUGUCCUCUGUACACAUGCAGAGCUAAUACCCAGGGCUUCAUUCAAGCAGAUGACCCAAUCUGGAAACUGGGCAACUGGCCCUGAAAUGAUUCUCCGCAAACAGGCCCACAGGGAAUUGUUUGGUUUUUGUGGUUUUUUCGGAUUUUGGUUUGCCUGGCAUAGCUUAAGGUGCCUUUUAUUUUUUUUUUCUUUCUACUUUAUUUUGUAGGACUUGUUCUACAUGUAGAAAACAAGUCCAAAAAACUCUCCCACUGACUGUUACCUUUGCCCCAGGCCAGUCCAAACUUUUAUGCUCACAUUUUAUUAAAUAAAGCAGGUGCUCCCUGGAAUCUCUGGGACCUUUUUGAGGCAUUUGAAGCAGAAUAUAAAGAGUGGUCUCAUCUCCUUCCUUAAUCUUCCUGGUGGUUGGGAUGUUCCACUUGUAUCAUAGAUUUUUUUUUAUUACUGAUGUGCUCUGCUGUUUUUAAAUGUGAACUUGUGCGCAAAUGUGCAGAUUCAAUGUUCUUGUUACAGAUUAAAUAAAUUUUUAUUUUGAA